Messenger RNA from Halichondria panicea, 1168 nucleotides. RefSeq lists its product as uncharacterized. The transcript is spliced from 2 exons. NCBI's taxonomy places the organism in Eukaryota, Metazoa, Porifera, Demospongiae, Suberitida, Halichondriidae. Bases 1 to 1041 code for a protein of 346 amino acids. Gene Ontology annotation, molecular function: oxidoreductase activity, acting on the CH-OH group of donors, NAD or NADP as acceptor. The record is from RefSeq and is a predicted model, not a curated record.
AUGGCUGAGUCUGCUCCCCCUCUAGUUUUGGUGACUGGUGCCUCAGGGUUUGUGUCUACAUGGCUGAUCAAGGAGCUCCUGGAGAAGGGAGAGUACAGAGUGAGAGGCACUGUUAGGGACAAGAGCAAAGAAGAGAAGGUGCAACCUGUGUUGGACCUAGUUCCUAAUGCAAAGUAUCCUCUGGAGUUGGUUGAAGUUGAUCUUAAUGAUAAAGAUUGCUGGGGACCUGCUGUCAAUGGAUGUUCUUAUGUUUUCCAUGUGGCUUCUCCGUUUCCACCUCCAGGUUCACCACCAAAGGAUGAGAACGAAUGUAUUGUCCCUGCUGUCAAUGGCGUUAUUAAUGUUUUCACUGCUUCUUCAAAGAGUGGAACUGUGAAGCGCGUGGUAUUAACCGGCUCAACAGUGGCAAUAAAAGGUUAUGGAGGCAUCCCAGGACAUCCUAGUGAUUGUGAAUACACUGAAGAGGAUUGGAUGCCUGAAGAAAAUACCGAUCCUUAUGUCAAGAGCAAGAUCAUGGCAGAGCGAGCUGCUUGGGAUUUUAUGAACAAGUUGGAUAACGAACAGAAAUUUGAGUUAGUUGUAGUUAAUCCGUCACUUAUCCAAGGCCCGAUUCUAAGUGCUGCAUCUGGAAUUGGAAGUGCUGCAUUUUCCACAAUGCUGUUGGAACAAAAAAUUCCCAUGUGGAAUAUAUGUGUCGGUGUGAUUGAUGUCCGUGAUGUGGCUACUGCUGAGAUUGCCGCAAUGUUCACACCCUCUGCUGCUGGAAAGCGUUUUAUUCUAGCUUGUGGUACUGUAACAGGCAAAGAAUUUUCGAAGAUUGUAAAGGAUGAGUUUGAGCCACAUGGAUACACUGUGUCAAUGCUUGAAGAGCCAAGUAUUGAAAAGUACACCUUCAACAACAGUCAGUUGAGGAACGAGCUUGGAGUGACCCCUCGACCCAUCAAACAAGCAAUCAUCGAUACCUGCUACAGUAUGAUUGACCUCGGUUUUAUUUCCAAGUCACCAAGUUAUUUUGGUCGUCCCAAAUCACAGGACAAGUGAGACUGAACUUUUGUAGCAGAGGCCUUACCCCUUUUUUAGACUAGUUUGUGGGCCCAUUAUCAACCAAUAUAGAUCUAAAGGUCGUGUUUUUAUAUGAUUGCUUUGUAUUGUCCUUUUCUAUAUCGUG